This is a messenger RNA of Malaclemys terrapin pileata, 593 nucleotides long. Its product is annotated as beta-microseminoprotein-like. The transcript is spliced from 4 exons. Lineage: Eukaryota; Metazoa; Chordata; Testudines; Emydidae. Bases 169 to 498 code for a protein of 109 amino acids. The record is from RefSeq and is a predicted model, not a curated record.
GGUCUUUGCAUAAUAGGCAACUGAGCUACUUCCGUGUGGUUUGUUUGUGCGGGGCUUGGCUUUGUAAGACAUCUGUCUCUAGACUCUCCGUGCUAUACGAUAAUUCACUGCAAACGAAGGUGUUACUCAGGCUGGACGCGUGCUUUGGAAGAAACACACUCUGGAAGAAUGAUGCACAUGUUGGGCCUCCUUAUCAUUGUCGUCUCAGUGACAUUAUGCGAUGCACAAUGCUGGCUGACAAGAAUUGAAUCUGAUGCACAAGGCUGCAUUGAUGAGAAUGGAGUGCUACAUGAAUUCAACUCCAAAUGGAAAACGAAGGAUUGCCAGAGCUGUAGCUGUAGCAAGGAAACAAUGGGGUGCUGCAGCCUCGUUAUCACCCCUAGGAUCUAUGACGAAGAGAAAUGUGAAAGUAUAUUCUACGAGGAGACCUGUAGCUACAAAGUGGUGGAGAAGGCCGACCCCUCUAAGCUCUGUGAGGUCCACGGUGCCGUAGGCUAACAAACAACCCAUUCAGAAUCAAGAUCGGCGUCUGGGCAAAUCCUUUUGGAUCACAGUUGUUUUUAAGUGUCCUUAAGCAAUUCAGUGUGUGAGAA